Molecule: messenger RNA, 438 nt
Organism: Naegleria gruberi
Lineage: Eukaryota; Heterolobosea; Eutetramitea; Acrasida; Naegleriidae
Product: nucleoside diphosphate kinase
Exons: 3
Coding region: 1-438 (145 amino acids)
Biological process (GO): CTP biosynthetic process; UTP biosynthetic process; GTP biosynthetic process
Molecular function (GO): nucleoside diphosphate kinase activity
Source: RefSeq, a predicted model, not a curated record
AUGGCUAUCAAGUAUGACGCUAUUCAACGUGGUAACAUUUCUGAAAUUCUCGGCAGACUCGAAAAGAAGGGUUACAAGAUUGUUGGUUUGAAGAUGGUUACUCCAACUCGUCAACAAAUUGAAGCUCACUACCAUGACUUGAAGGGUAGACCAUUCUUUGCUGGUUUGGUUGAUUACAUGACUGGUCUUCCACUCGUCUGUAUUGUUGCUGAGGGUAAGGGUGUUAUUUCCUAUUCUCGUGUCAUGAUUGGUGCCACCAAUCCACUUGUUGCUCCACCAGGAACUAUUCGUGGUGAUCUCUCUGUUGAUGUCGGUAGAAAUAGUGUCCAUGGUUCUGAUUCUGUUGAAACUGCUAAAGAUGAAAUCAACCUCUGGUUCAAGCCUGAAGAAGUUGCCAAUUAUGAACUUGCCAACGCCCAAUGGGUCUAUGAAAAGUAA